AUGGCUUCUUACCUCAUCACGGGGACCUCCCGGGGCAUUGGCCUCAAGAUCACCAGCAUCCUCGCCUCGAAGCCCGCUUCUGAGGUGUCUGUGGUCUUCGCUGCUAGCCGCACGGAAAGUGAUGCUUUGAAGAAGCUGAUUGCAAACUCUUCUGGCCGCGUCAAGUUUAUCAACAUCGAAGUGACCAACGAAGAAAGUGUUAAAAAAGCGGCCAGCGAGGUCAAGCAGGUCGUUGGCGAGAAGGGUCUGGAUGUUCUCCUCAACAACGCUGGCGUCAUGCCCUACUCACCCGAUGGAAUCGAGACAAUGACCGAUCUUGACUCCACGUUCAACACGAACGUUACUAGCGUCCACUUCGUGACCAGCGCCUUCUUGCCCUUGUUGAAGAAGGGUAACCUCAAGAAGGUUGCCAACAUCUCGACCACCCUCGGAUCUAUCGCCAUGUCUCAGCGAUACGCGCUCUUCCCGGUCCCAGCCUACAAGGUCUCCAAGGCAGCUCUCAACAUGCUCACGGUUCAAUAUGCCCAAUCCUUUGCCGAGCAAGGCUUCACGUUCCUGACCAUUUCUCCUGGCUGGGUAAAGACCGACCUCGGCGGUGAUUCUGCCGAUUUGACCGUCAAACAGAGCGCUACUGGUGUUCUGGAUAUCAUUAUUCCUGCUACGACCACAGAGAAUGGGAAGUUCUAUAAUGUACGCGUGCCUGGCUGGGAGAAGGCUGAGGGUCUUAACCAGUAUGAUGGUGCUCAGGCCCCUUGGUAA
Penicillium alfredii is the source of this 759-nucleotide messenger RNA. RefSeq names its product SDR family oxidoreductase. Lineage: Eukaryota; Fungi; Ascomycota; Eurotiomycetes; Eurotiales; Aspergillaceae. The record is from RefSeq and is a predicted model, not a curated record. The transcript is spliced from 4 exons. Bases 1 to 759 code for a protein of 252 amino acids.